This is a messenger RNA of Lolium rigidum, 4405 nucleotides long. Its product is annotated as G-type lectin S-receptor-like serine/threonine-protein kinase At2g19130. Gene Ontology annotation, biological process: recognition of pollen; protein phosphorylation. The coding region runs from base 1738 to 4263 and encodes 841 amino acids. The record is from RefSeq and is a predicted model, not a curated record. NCBI's taxonomy places the organism in Eukaryota, Viridiplantae, Streptophyta, Magnoliopsida, Poales, Poaceae. Gene Ontology annotation, molecular function: protein serine/threonine kinase activity; ATP binding. The transcript has 3 exons.
CGUGGGCGCCGGCGUCGAGCUCGUCGCCGCCUGCGACAUCCGGUGCUGCUCCAGGGACGCGACGUUUGUCCUCAAGGAGGUGGAUAUGGCCAUCGUCGCUGACCUCGGCGCGCUGCAGCGCCUGCCGAGGAUCGUCGGCUACGGGAACGCCGCCGACCUCGCGCUCACCGGACGCAGGAUCACCGCGCUGGAGGCCAAGGAGAUGGGGCUCGUCACCAGGGUCUUCGAUUCCAAGCAGGAGCUGGAUGCCGGUGUUGCAAAGAUCGCCAAAGAAAUAUCAGAGAAAUCAGCAUUGGCAGUGAUGGGAACAAAGGCUGUUCUGCUGAGAAGCAGGGAUAUAACAGUAGAGCAGGGGCUGGAGCAUGUAGCGACGUGGAACGCGGGAAUGCUCAAAUCUAAUGACCUGAUGGAGGCCAUCAAAGCUUUUGUGGAGAAGCGGAAGCCCAUUUUCUCUAAGCUCUAAAUAAUCAAAUAUACCAUACUUCGCAGCUGAAAAUUAGAUGUGAAUCCUAGUAGAGAUGUGCAAGUAGGUCACAAUUGGGGUGCCCUUUACCCUCUUUAUUUAAAAAAAAUGAACUAACUAUUUCAAUGAUAUCAGCAUUCUAGAAAAGUUAGUUCAUUUUUUUGAACUAAAGAGAGUAAAGGGUAGCCUAACACUGACUCGCUUGCAUCUCUAAAUCCUAGCCGCUUGAGAAUAAAGUGAGAUUGAUGGCACAGAGUAGACAUGAAAUACAAGCUAUGUAUUUGCAAAACAAGUGCUCUCAUUGGUUGUAUAUUGUAUAUCAUAAAUGAAGCGAAGAUUUUCUGGACUUCUCUUAGCACUACUGAUGACCUUAAUACAUCAACCUGUGCUCGAGAGAUAGCUCUCCAUACAUUGAGAAGGGAUGAAUGGAUUCUCGAGAAGAGAGCAGCCACGGUGGCCCCUCCCUGGACCACCCAGAUCCCACAAGUGAAUAGAAAGUUGGAUUUACAAGAGAAUUGACUGCCUUACAAUAGGCAUGUGAUCGAUCAGGAGAAUUGAUAAAUCAGUUCUUUGAGCUUAUAUCUGGGUUGGGCGAACAAGACCUUGGUCCAAUUGGCCUCAGAUGGUCCCAUAGCUUGUCUAGGUAUGAAUUGAGCGCUGCUCUGAUAUCGGCACUACCACUGUCCCUCUGGUUGUUAAUCUUGUGUGUUUUAAGUGCUGAUUUUAGCUUACAACAUUAGCUGUAUUUCUCUGGUCACACUUUUUGUUUGUCUUUUUUCUUAGUCUUUUGUGUUGAUAUCUGUUGAAUUUGCAUUUGUUAUGCCAUGAUCCCCCAGGCCAUUUUAUUAAUUGUUUGCUGGGCUUUGAUAAGCAUGCCAUGAGAUCGAGUUCAUGAAUGGUGUGGUUGGCACUUCCCAUACAGAGCUCACUAGAAUUUCCCUGCUAAACUUGGUGGACGACUCGUGAUUGACUUGAUGUCCAUCCAGCCACUUGGUGGAAGCUUCAGUCAAGAUUCUCAUCCAUAGUGUGCUAGGGAGCUUGUAAACCAUGCCUGGCUAGCACAUGGUUUUCAUGGUAAUACUACCUUGUAUACAUACGUCUAUCUAGAGAGAGAGAGCAUGUGGGUGUACAAAUACCCAAUUCAACUAGCAGCUCAAGUUGGUGCAGACUUUUAGGGCUGGUGUAACCACUAAUCUGAAUUUAAUAGAUCCCAAGUAGCUUCCAAGUCAAUCAGCUGAAUAUAUAUGCCUUCAUCCUAAUUGUCCAUUCCAUAUAUGCAUCCUCUUCUUCCUUCUCUGAAUAGCAGAGCAGAGCAUGAGCUGACGACAAUCAAUCAUACCUCUUCUCCAACUUGUUACCCGUGCCUGAUGCCUCUCCUCUACAUACUACUUGGGCUUCUCCUCUUGCAAACUCGUUUGUGCUCCUCUGGAGCUGCAAACGAUACUCUCACACCAGGCCAAGUGCUCGCUAUCGGAGGCAAGCUCAUCUCAAGAAAUGGCAAGUUCGCGCUUGGCUUCUUCCAGCCAGCAAGCACCAUCAGUAAGUCCCACAUCGCGAGCUGGUACCUUGGCAUAUGGUUCAACAAGAUCCCAGUUUUUACUACUGUGUGGGUUGCCAAUAGGGAGGAGCCCAUCACCGACCCCCUAACACAGCUGGAGAUCUCAAGCGAUGGCAAUCUUGUCAUCAUAAGCCAUGCUGGUACUCAGUCCGUAGUUUGGUCCACUCACAUUGCCAGUAGGACACAAACCAACAUAAACACCACUAGUGCCGUUCUAUUGAACAGUGGAAACCUUGCCCUCACUGACAGCCCAUCAUCUGACACACUGUUGUGGCAGAGCUUCGACCACCCAACAGAUUUAAUGCUGCCUGGUGCCAAGUUUGGCCGGAAUAAGGUCACCGGUUUGAAUAGACCGGCCAUCUCAAUUAAGAGUCUCAUUGAUCCGGGUCUUGGCUCAUACAGCGUUGAACUAGACACCAGCGGGAUUGUCCUCAAGCGCCGCAACCCUUCGGUUGUGUAUUGGCAUUGGGCAUCCUCCAGAACAUCGUCGUUGAAUCUUAUACCAAUUCUCAAGGCAAUCGUAGAGUCGGAUCCACGGAUCAAAGGUUUAUUCAACCCAGCCUAUGUUGAUAACAACGAAGAGGAGUACUACACGUACACUUCACCAGAUGAAUCUUCAAUAUUUGUCUCACUAGACAUCUCUGGUCAGAUAAAGCCGACUGUUUGGUCGCAAGCCGAGCAGUCUUGGCAAAACUUAUAUGCCCAACCUGCUGAUCCCUGCACUCCGUCCGCUACAUGCGGACCUUUCACGGUCUGCAACGGCAAUGCACAACCAUACUGUGACUGUAUGGAGAGCUUCUCUCACAAGUCACCGCAGGAUUGGGAGCUAAGUGAUCGAAUAGGAGGAUGCAUUAGAAAUACACCGUUACAUUGCACUAGUAACGAAAACAUCACAAGUUCAACAGACAUUUUCCACCCCAUUUCUCAAGUUACGUUGCCGUUCAACCUGCAAAGCAUAGACAUUGCUACCACUCAGAGCAAAUGUGAAGAAGCUUGUCUCAGUUCCUGCUCCUGCACUGCUUAUUCAUAUAACAAUAGCAGAUGCUCUGUCUGGCAUGGGGAAUUGCUUAGUGUAAAUCUGAAUGAUGGCAUUGAUAAUACUUCUGAAGAUGUUCUUUACCUCCGCCUUGCCGCCGAAGAUCAGCCAAUUUUGAGAAAAAACAAAAGAAAACAAAACGUUGGAGUUGUUACUGCUGCAAGCAUUAUUGGUUUUGGGUUACUAAUGUUGAUGCUGUUGUUACUGAUUUGGAAGAACAAAUUCAAGUGGUUUGGCUUACCAGUGUACAACAAUCAAGGUAGUGGUGGGAUUAUAGCCUUUAGAUGCAGUGAUUUAGUUCGCGCUACUAAAAACUUCUCAGAAAAGCUGGGAGCAGGUGGUUUUGGUGCUGUAUACAAGGGAGUGUUAAGUGACACUACUACUAUAGCAGUGAAAAGGCUUGACGGUGCCUGUCAAGGAGAGAAGCAGUUCAGGGCUGAGGUGAGCUCAAUUGGACUGAUCCAGCAUAUCAACCUAGUCAAACUGAUUGGCUUCUGUUGUGAAGGUGAUAAAAGGUUACUUGUGUAUGAACACAUGAUAAAUGGGUCUCUUGAUGGUCAUCUAUUUAAGAGCAAAUCUGUCCUAAGUUGGAACACCAGAUAUCAAGUAACCCUGGGAGUUGCUAGAGGAUUGUCCUACUUGCAUCAGAGCUGUCACGAAUGCAUCAUACACUGCGAUAUUAAGCCAGAAAACAUACUUCUGGAUGCAUCAUUUGUUCCUAAAGUGGCAGACUUUGGGAUGGCAGCAUUUGUGGGAAGGGAUUUUAGCCGACUUCUGACUACAUUCAGAGGAACUGCCGGUUAUCUUGCCCCAGAGUGGCUUAGUGGGGUUGCUAUUACAACAAAAAUUGAUGUUUACGGCUUCGGCAUGGUACUGAUGGAAAUCAUAUCAGGAAAGAGGAAUUCAUCUGAAACAUUCACUAGCAGCAGUUAUGAUGCCAAAUAUUUCCCUGUGGAAGCCAUCAGCAAGCUUCAUGAGGGAGAUAUGGGGAGUCUGGUGGAUCCACAGUUACAUGGCGAUUUCAACAUGGAAGAGGUUGAGAGAGUUUGCAAAGUUGCGUGCUGGUGCAUCCAAGAUAACGAGACUGACCGUCCGACGAUGGGGGAAGUGGUUUGGGUUCUUGAGGGUCUUCAGGAGAUUGAUAUGCCCCCGAUGCCAAGACUACUUGCAGCUAUGACGGAGCAGUCCAGUGAAACUUCAGUGUAAUAAUAAUUUACAAGUAUUUCGCAGUUGAUUCAACCAAUCUUUGUUUCAGCAAAUUUUGAAGUUGUACCGUGGAGCAUUUUCAGAAAAUUUAGAAGUUGUAAUGUGGAGUGCAAGGAAUAAAGACAGGCUUUAUGUUGCUUAA